GAGGUGGAUUGUGAUGUAUUCAGAACAUGGGACCUUGAGGAGUUCCGUAACCAAAAGGACAAAGUAACAACAGCCAGUGGAGACAAAAAGAACUGCUUCUCUUUCUUUCCCCCUCCAACUUCCUAGUGGAGGGCUGAGCCCAGCAUCCCAGACUUGUGUGACUAUAUAGGCAAACAUUUGGAGACCUACUUCACUUUGAUACCCUAGCCUUCGGGAGCUCAAGGUGUUGGCCUUUGGAUAGGAAGCUUCCAAGUAGUAAAGCUCCCUGCUCUCAGCAAGCCCAACACCAUGGGGAAGGGAGAUGUCACAGAGGCAGCACCAACCACCACAGCCUACCACUCCAUCAUGGAUGAAUAUGGUUAUGAGGUGGGCAAGGUCAUUGGCAAUGGCUCCUAUGGGACAGUACAUGAGGCUUUCUACACAAAGCAGAAGGUCAUGGUGGCAGUCAAGAUCAUAUCAAAGAAGAAGGCCUCUGAUGACUAUCUUAACAAGUUCCUGCCCCGUGAGAUACAGGUAAUGAAACUCUUGCGGCACAAGUACCUCAUCAACUUCUAUCAGGCCAUUGAGACCACAUCUCGAGUAUACAUCAUUCUGGAGCUGGCUCAGGGUGGUGACGUCCUUGAAUGGAUCCAGCGCUACGGGGCCUGCUCUGAGCCCCUUGCUGGCAAGUGGUUCUCCCAGCUGACCCUGGGCAUUGCCUACCUGCACAGCAAGAGCAUCGUGCACCGCCUGAUGCCCAGCCUUUCUGCUGCUGGUAGGGACUUAAAGUUGGAGAAUCUGUUGCUGGACAAGCGGGAGAAUGUGAAGAUAUCAGACUUUGGCUUCGCCAAGAUGGUGCCUUCUAACCAGCCUGUGGGUCAUAGCCCUUCUUACCGCCAAGUGAACUGCUUUUCUCACCUCAGCCAGACUUACUGUGGCAGCUUUGCUUAUGCUUGCCCGGAGAUCUUACUAGGCUUGCCCUACAACCCUUUCCUGUCUGACACCUGGAGCAUGGGCGUCAUCCUUUACACUCUAAUGGUCGCCCGUCUGCCCUUUGAUGACACCAAUCUGAAAAAGCUGCUCAGAGAGACUCAGAAGGAGGUCACUUUCCCAGCUAACCAUACCAUCUCCCAGGAGUGCAAGAACCUGAUCCUCCAGAUGCUACACCAAGCCACUAAGCGUGCCACCAUUCUGGACAUCAUCAAGGAUCCCUGGGUGCUCAAGUUCCAGCAUGAGCAACCCACCCAUGAGAUCAGGCUGCUGGAGACCAUGUGCCAGCUCCACAACACCACUAAACAUCACCAAUCCUUGGAAAUUACGACCUGAAAAUGGCUGAAGGAGGGGGCUAAGAGAGGAGCAAGCAGGAGGUCUUGGGCCAAAAAUCUUUUAUACCAAAAAUAAAUCUAAGUCUGAUUUAGUU
Messenger RNA from Piliocolobus tephrosceles (Ugandan red Colobus), 1399 nucleotides. It is a transcript of the gene TSSK4, whose product is annotated as testis specific serine kinase 4. The transcript is spliced from 4 exons. Gene Ontology annotation, cellular component: cytoplasm. The record is from RefSeq and is a predicted model, not a curated record. Gene Ontology annotation, biological process: protein phosphorylation; microtubule cytoskeleton organization; intracellular signal transduction. The coding region runs from base 289 to 1305 and encodes 338 amino acids. Gene Ontology annotation, molecular function: ATP binding; tau-protein kinase activity. Lineage: Eukaryota; Metazoa; Chordata; Mammalia; Primates; Cercopithecidae.